AGAAACAUAUUUCAGAUCUGCAUAUUAUGUAGAACGUAGUGACGACAACACUUCCGGUGACAUUGGUCAUUAUACAUCAGUGUCCUGUGCUAUGACGUGUCUGAGUUUGGACUGUUGUGAAACAUUUCACUGGAAUUACGUGAGUCAACACUGCACCUUAUUGACUACUGAUGUUUGGUCAAGCACUCAGACCGUCACAGAAAUCAGUCAUUGGAAGUCAUAUUAUAAGGGGUGCGAUUCCGGAUGGCUGGAAUUCAACUACCAUUGUUACAAACUGGUUCACGGAAAAAUUAGCUGGGCAGAUGCCAAGCUGACGUGUGAGAGGAACUGUGCGUACCUGACAGAAAUUACUGACGUAGAAGAGAACGACUGGAUUGUAGAGGCAUUCCUGGACGAUGCGUGUUCUACAAGAAGUUGUCAGAUGUGGUGCGGUGGAAAUGACAUAGAAACAGAGGACCUUUUUCAGUGGUCAAACUCCAAAUUGACCAUGAGCUUCACCAAUUGGAAACCAGGUCAGCCGCGUCAGAAGUAUUCUGAGAAAGCAGAAAACAGAGAUUGUGUGACGUUGAGCCGUAAUGGCCAGUGGGAAAACAUACUUUGUACUUUAUCAAAAAGAUUUAUUUGCGAAAAACAUUGAUCACAAUAAAGAGACAGCCUAUAGCGGUUUCAAUUGGUGCAGUAGUAGAGAUUUCGAUAAUGUUGUCUACGUCGCUUUCAAAUGUUGCUGUUGUAGCGAUUUCAAUAAUGUUGUCUAUGCCGCUUUCAAAUGUUGUUGUUGUUGUAAUGAUGUUGCUAAUGUUGUACAUUGUUCUUAAAUGUUAUAGCGAUGUUGCUAAUGUUGUCUGUCUCGCUAUUAAAUAUAGCAAUGUUGCUAAUGUUGUAUGUCUUGCGUUUAAAUGUUAUAGCAAUGUUGAUAAUGUUAUCUUUUCGCUUUUAAAUGUUGUAGUGAUGUUGCUAAUGUUGUCUGUCUCGCCUUUAAAUGUUGUAGCGAUAUUGCUAAUGUUGUCUGUCUUGCUUUUACAUGCUAUACCGAUGUUGCUAAUGUUGCCUGUCUCGCUAUUAAAUGUUAUAGCAAUGUUGCUAAUGUUGUAUGUCUCGCUUUUAAAUGUUAUAGCGAUGUUGCUAAUGUUGUCUGUCUUGCUUUUAAAUGUUAUAGCGAUGUUGCUAAUGUGGCCUGUCGCAAUGAACCAUGGGAUGCGGUGCUGACUAGAUAUUUUGGUAACACAAGGAACCGUUGAAGGAUUUACAAGGGACGUUAUCGGCAACGAUCGUGAUGUCUGAACUAUCACAAAAAUACAGACAGUUCUAUUGGGUUGCAAUUUAAUUAAAAUCAGAUCCUAAGAUACGCUCACAAUCCCUACAAUAGGAUCUGAAAUAAACCCAUUGGGGUCAUGUCCGCAUUACCUUUCUCUUGGAAUAUUCAUAAGAACUAUCAGCCAGUCAGAUUGCGCCAUACAAAUAAUGAUGGUUAUUUAGGCGGUUCCCGGCAAUUCGUAAAUAAAUUUCAGUAAUCUCUCUCCCACGAAUUAUAUUCCACACUAUAAAAUUGUUUAUUCCCAUAUAAGAAAUUUUAAACUUUCGCAGCAAUGCCUAAUCUAUUCGGUACAACAAAUCGUACGAUAUAAAAUACACCCAAAUAAAAUUAAUUGUGAAAUGCGAUUUGUGCAUGAAAAGGCAUGGGUACGAUUUGAAUAGUUUUCAAGAUAAGCCCAGUAGCUAAGUAUUUUGUUACUAGCUUGAAAAUACGGAUGUAUAUUUAAUUGCUGUUAUACAAUUUAGAAAUUCAUUUCAAAAUUAAGGAUUAUCUCCCUCAUGCAUAGCUCUUAACCUUGGACGAAUUUGGCUCCACUUGUUUGGCACGCUGCUUUUGGCUAUAUUUAGAUCUAAAACUUGAUUGUUAUUUCGGAUUUCAAACAUUUCGGUUGAACAUCACUGAAGAGACAUUAUUUGUCGAAAUGCGCAUCUGGUGCAUCAAAAUUGGUACCGUAUAAGUUUUACAUUAUGACUCCUGGGUCGAGGCCUCUGCUGAUGGACUGUUAGUCCCCGAGGGUAUCUUCAGCCCAGUAGCUAAGUACUUCGUUACUAGCUUAAAAAUACGGAUGUAUAUUUAAUUGCUGUGAUAAAAUUUAGAAAUUCAUUUCAAAAUUAAGGAUUAUCUCCCUCAUGCAUAGCUCUUAUCCUUGGACGAAUUUGGCUCCACUUGUUUGGCACGCUGCUUUUGGCUAUAUUUAGAUCUAAAACUUGAUAGUUAUUUCGGAUUUCAAACAUUUCGGUUGAACAUCACUGAAGAGAUAUUAUUUGUCGAAAUGCGCAUCUGGUGCAUCAAAAUUGGUACCGUAUAAGUUUUACAUGGUUUACUUAAAUAACGUGAGGAAUAUAACGCCAGUCGACGUAAACAGUGCAUUGUGACGUCACAUCUAGCAGAGUAUACGGCGCGGAUCUAAGAAGUCUGAUUUUAAUUAGAUUAAUUGUGUUGUAUUGUGUUACAUCAUGUGUUAACGUCUUGCUGUUUGUGUACAGUAUGUGAUACAUGUAACUCUUACAUGAUUUUAGAUUAAAGCAAAACAAACUGUAACUGAUGGUAAAUAAAGUGAAAAGAAGAAAAA
Molecule: messenger RNA, 2606 nt
Organism: Ostrea edulis (European flat oyster)
Lineage: Eukaryota; Metazoa; Mollusca; Bivalvia; Ostreida; Ostreidae
Product: perlucin-like protein
Exons: 4
Coding region: 92-637 (181 amino acids)
Molecular function (GO): signaling receptor activity
Source: RefSeq, a predicted model, not a curated record